Vigna radiata var. radiata (mung bean) is the source of this 1979-nucleotide messenger RNA. Its product is annotated as protein NRT1/ PTR FAMILY 5.4. Bases 172 to 1896 code for a protein of 574 amino acids. Gene Ontology annotation, cellular component: membrane. The transcript is spliced from 5 exons. Gene Ontology annotation, biological process: dipeptide transport; transmembrane transport. Gene Ontology annotation, molecular function: dipeptide transmembrane transporter activity; tripeptide transmembrane transporter activity. Lineage: Eukaryota; Viridiplantae; Streptophyta; Magnoliopsida; Fabales; Fabaceae. The record is from RefSeq and is a predicted model, not a curated record.
AAUAAAUAAGCAGAGUUUUUGAGUGGUGGUGAUCAGUGACAGCCACAAUUCAGCCUAUAUAAGCAGCAAUCUCCUGAUGGAGGCUCCCCAAACCUCAACCCCUCACACCAUUCUCCAAACCCCUUUCAAAUUUUUCUCAUCACUUUCUUCUCUUCACCAUUCAAUUCAGGCAUGGCUGAAAUGAGAAGCAGCAGCAGCAACAGCAAGACCAAUUCCCUCAUCCACCAUCCCUCACACCACAAGGGUGGUUGGAAUGCUGCCAUCUUCAUCAUAUUUGUGGAGUUUGCUGAGAGAUUUGCGUACCAAGGAUUGGCGAGUAACCUUAUCCAGUACCUGACGAAUGUUCUGAACGAACCCAUCACGCAAGCAGCGAAAGAUGUGAACACAUGGGUGGGAGCUUCUUCCCUCUUCCCUUUGCUUGGAGGUUUCAUAGCUGAUUCCUAUCUGGGUCGCUUCAACACCAUUCUCUUGUCCUCGCUCAUCUAUCUUGUGGGCAUGAUUUUCUUGACCCUUUCAGUGACUGCUCUUAAGCACAAACUUCUAUUUUUCCUGGCGCUUUAUGUCCUUGCCAUCGGCGACGGAGGUCACAAACCUUGUGUUCAGACCUUCGCCGCCGAUCAAUUUGACGAGGACACGCCUGAAGAGAAAGACACCAAAAGUUCCUUCUUCAACUGGUGGUAUCUAGGAAUUGUUGCUGGCUCAACUGCUUCUGUUUUUGUUGUCAUAUAUCUUCAGGACAAUGUUGGGUGGGGAGUGGGGCUGGGAGUGCUGGCAGGGGUGUUGGGUUUGGCAUUGGCACUCUUCUUGUUGGGAAUCAAAAGGUACAGAAAGGAAGGCCCAACAGGGAGCCCAUUUACCAGGCUGGCCCAAGUCUUUGUCGCCGCCUCGCGUAAGUGGCGCGUGCACUCCACGCACGGUCACCACAAUUAUUGCUAUGAGGAGAAGGAGCAUGACGAGCCCCAUCAUCUCCAUGCUCAACCAAAAAUCCUCACUCUCCUCCAUACUCCUCAAUAUAGAUUUUUAGACAAGGCAGCGAUGAUUGAUGAAGUUGAUUCCAAAAGCAAGACAAGAGAUCCUUGGAGAUUGUGUUCAGUGACACAGGUUGAGGAAGUGAAGCUUGUUCUUCGUUUGAUUCCAAUAUGGAUAAGCUGUUUGAUGUUCACAGUUGUGCAAGCUCAAGUGCACACAUACUUCAUCAAGCAAGGUGCCACAAUGGUACGUUCCAUAGGACCACAUUUUCAGAUCCCUCCAGCAUCACUCCAAGGCCUUGUUGGAGUCACAAUCCUGUUUGCAGUGCCAUUCUACGACCGUGUCUUUGUGCCACUGGCAAGAAAGUUCACAGGGAAAGCCACUGGGAUAACAGUGCUGCAGAGAAUUGGGGUUGGACUUUUUCUGUCAAUUCUGAACAUGGUUGUGUCAGCACUUGUGGAGGCCAAAAGGGUUGGUGUAGCAAAGGAGCAUGGCCUAGUUGAUGACCCCAAAGCAGUUUUACCAAUCAGCAUAUGGUGGCUGCUUCCUCAGUACAUGAUCACUGGAAUCUCUGAUGCAUUCACAAUUGUGGGGCUCCAAGAGUUGUUCUAUGACCAAAUGCCUGAGGCUUUGAGGAGUUUGGGAGCUGCAGCAUACAUAAGCAUUGUUGGGGUUGGUAGUUUUCUUGGAAACAUUGUCAUAGUUGUUGUUGAGGCUAUCACAUCAAGGUAUGGUCAGAAGUGGCUUGGUAACAAUCUCAAUAGGGCACAUCUUGAUCACUUUUACUGGGUUUUGGCAGCAUUGAGUGCUGUUAACAUGUGUCUUUAUGUCUGGAUUUCCAAGGUUUAUGUGUACAAAAAAGUUCAAGAGGGUCAUUACACAAGUGAUCAUCAGGGUUCUGCCCAUAAAUAUAGACCCGGAGUCUGAGAGUUAGAACACACAAAUGUUUGGCUUUUGCCAACCACACCAACUCCAACAUCCAAUAAAUACUAGUUUAUCUUGGAUUUCAA